Messenger RNA from Elaeis guineensis (African oil palm), 1100 nucleotides. The record is from RefSeq and is a predicted model, not a curated record. NCBI's taxonomy places the organism in Eukaryota, Viridiplantae, Streptophyta, Magnoliopsida, Arecales, Arecaceae.
UACACGUAUGUUUAUAACACAUCGGUAGCGUUACAAUGUUAUAGCGGCGUUAUUCCAGGCCUUGCAGUCUCCGCGCUUCGGAGCUGGGGCCUUAAACCCUCGGAACAAGGCUCUCCAAAACCGCCCUUAAACCCUCGGAAGAAGCCACGAUUCCGCCACACGAUGGCUCGCUUCCUGGCCUCUUCCGCUCGAUGCCGCCUUCCCCUCCUCCUCAAAACUCCAUCCUACUCCUAUCUUACUCCUCUUCUUGCCCGUGCCUUCAUCGCCGAGCCGCGCCCCUCCGCCUUCGACGAGAACCUCCUCCGUAUCCUCCGCUCCGAGAUCGCCUACCUGGCCGAUUACCGCCCCCCUCAGCCGGCCCCGGCGACCUUCAAGUCCUUCUCGGUCGAGGACCGCCCCGGGGAGCAGUGGAUCCGGCUGAGGAGCAUUUACUCUGGACGGCCACAGGAGGACAUCAAGGUGGACGCCACCUUGUUCGACGGCGCGGCUCCGAUCCCGACGUCCUCCAUCUCCAAGAAGGUGGAGGCCUUGGAGCAAGGCCCCCGCCUCCACAUCAGCCUCGUCGUCGAGGUGUCCAGGGGCGACGACUGUGGCUCCGUCCUUGAGUUCAUCUGCUCCGCCUGGCCCGAUUCCCUCGACGUCCAGAAGGUCUUCCCCCUCCGCCGGAGGGGCGCCGUCCUCCAGCCUUACAUGGGCCGCGACUUCAAGGAGUUGGAUAAGGGAAUGCAGAGCGCUGUGCAGGAGUACCUUGAAGAGAGGGGGGUCGAUGAUGAGCUUGCUGAGUUUUUGCAUGAGUACAUGAUGAACAAGGACAAGGCAGAGCUACUUCGCUGGUUGAGGAUUGUGGAGGCUUAUGUCCAUAAGUAGAUACGGUGCAACUAUUUAUGGGUUCGCACUUCUGUUCUCUCCUACUGGAAUUGUUCAAGGUUACUGAUUCAUUCCAAUGCUUAUGCAUUGCUGAGAUUUUUUUUGUUUGGUUGCAGAAUGCACAUCUCUUUCUCAUUUAUGGACACCAUAAAUUCAUUGAUGAUUUUGCAUCCAUUUCUACUUCUACUUCAAUUUUGUAUGCGAUGGUAUAAUAAUACUAGAUCUGUUAGACA